Cordyceps fumosorosea ARSEF 2679 is the source of this 2472-nucleotide messenger RNA. Its product is annotated as Armadillo-type fold domain containing protein. NCBI's taxonomy places the organism in Eukaryota, Fungi, Ascomycota, Sordariomycetes, Hypocreales, Cordycipitaceae. The transcript is spliced from 3 exons. Gene Ontology annotation, molecular function: mRNA 3'-UTR binding. The record is from RefSeq and is a predicted model, not a curated record. Gene Ontology annotation, cellular component: cytoplasm. Gene Ontology annotation, biological process: nuclear-transcribed mRNA catabolic process, deadenylation-dependent decay. Bases 1 to 2472 code for a protein of 823 amino acids.
AUGCCGCCGACCGGGCCUAACGACAAGGCUCAGCAGCCUCUUGGCUCUGGCUUUCCAGCCUCAAAUCUUUACCCGAACAGCAACAUCUGGAACGCCUCUAUUUCCAGGGACCGUCCCGCUGCAGUCUCCAAUCAAGAAUCCGAACACAGUCCCACAGCCGCAGGAUCCAGCGCUCUCAACGCAAACUCCGAACCCGUCUGGUCUGGCCGUCCUUGGAGCAAUGGCCAUCCUGCUCGCUCCGUCAACAACUCUCCCAACCGAGUCCACGAGGCCACUCUUGCUAAUAGCGCCUCAUUCCUUGAGCACUCUCAGGCACACGGCGCCCUUGGCCUUCAGAGGUCCUCCUUCGAUGCCGACGCCUACCCGACUCAGAACCGCGCGACCCACGAUGCCCCCUUCGAUACCAUCGGAGCAUUCGCCUCGCGCGACCAGAAUCUGCCUGCCAUGCGCCAGCAUCAGGGAUCGAGCUCAUUCGCCGGCACCUACCAACCCCAUGGGCACAGCAACUCUGUCCACUCCCAGCGUGGUCUCCCGAGUCAUGCCGCUUCUGUGGCUACCGCCCACCAGCGUCAAUUCAACACCAGGCUCGACGAAGAUAUUUCAGCCCAGUUUUCUCAACGUAUGAGCCUGGACGAGUACCCCGCCACUUCUUCGUUCAACCCUGCCUCGCAGCCAUUCCAGAUCAACCCGGAUUCUUCUUGGAUGGCUGACGGCUCGCGUUUACCUGCCAGACUUGACUACCCACCGGCCGAGGCUAUUGGAUCCCACGUCUCUGCCAUUAGGCGUGGCUCCCUUGAUAGAAUCACUCCCUCGCCCACCUACAACGGAUUGGACUCUAACAACAGCCCUCGCCUUAGCCAAGCCGUCAAUUCUGGCAUCUGGGCCGCUCGUCCUUCCUCGCGCGAUCCUCGCACAGCCGACAGUGACCGUCGCUCUCAGGCCCAACAUCAACAUUUUCAGUUGGCCUAUCCUCAAAACUUAUACAACCAGUAUGGCUACGGCAUGAUGCCACCGCAGUACGCUCCCAACUUUGUCGACCACUAUGCCCAGCCGAACUAUGCGCAGCAGCACUUUCGCCAAUCCCUGAUCCAGAACUACGGCCUUCCUCCAGUGCCCGCUACGUACCCUCACAACAACGGCAGCCCCUCUCUGCGAUCCUCGCGCGACCAAGACCCCUCCAAGGCUGUUCGCAGCUAUCUUCUUGAGGAGUUCCGCCAGAGCAACAAGUCCAAUAGGCGAUACGAGAUCAAGGAUAUUUACGACCAUGUUGUAGAGUUUAGCGGCGACCAACACGGCUCCCGAUUCAUUCAGUCAAAGCUUGAGACCGCCAACAGCGACGAGAAGGAGCAGGUUUUCCGCGAAAUUGAGCAAAAUGCCGUUCAACUCAUGAAGGAUGUUUUUGGCAAUUAUGUUGUCCAAAAAUUCUUUGAGCAUGGCAACCAGGUUCAGAAGAAGAUCUUGGCCGAGAAGAUGCGCGGCAAGGUCGUCGACCUCUCCCUUCAAGUCUACGCCUGCCGAGUCGUACAGAAGGCUCUUGAGCAUAUUCUUGUUGAGCAACAAGCUGAGCUCGCCCAGGAGCUCGCCCCUGAAAUUCUUCGCGUCAUUCGCGACGCGAAUGGAAACCACGUCGUCCAGAAGGUUAUCGAGCUCGUUCCCAGACCGUACAUUGGCUUCAUCAAUGAGGCCCUACGCGGUCAGGUUACCGGUCUCUCCUCUCACAACUUCGGUUGCCGAAUUAUCCAGCGUGUGCUUGAAAAUGGCACCGAAGCUGACAAGCUGGCGGUUAUGACCGAGCUGCACGCAUCUGCGCAGAUCCUGUUCACCGAUCAGUUCGGCAACUACGUCACCCAACACGUCAUCCGCAAUGGCAAGCCCGAGGACCGUAAGAAGCUCAUUCAGCUUGUCAUGUCUCAACUGCACACAUUCUCCAAGCACAAGUUUGCCUCCAACGUUGUAGAGAAGUGCAUUCAGUUCGGCACUGCUGAGCAGCGUACCGCCAUCCGCCUACAGCUCACCACUCCUGGCUCUGACGGCACCAACCCGCUACCGGUUAUGAUCCGCGACCAGUACGGGAACUAUGUUAUCCAAAAACUCUUGGCUUACCUGUCGGGCACCGAGAAGGAUAAUCUUGUUGAACUGGUCAAGCCUCAGUUUUAUGCUCUCAAGAAGAAUGGCAACAUGCGCCAGCUUCAAUCCCUCGAGGAGCUCUUGGGCCUGGGAGGCCGGGAACAGGGUGACCACACCGACACGGGAGGCCGGGACCAGGAUGAUCACACCGACACGGGAGGCCGGGACCAGGGUGAUCACCACGACACACUUACUCCUGCCUUGACCAAUGAAACCGGCAGCCCUCGGACGAGCAGCCCGCCAAGCACCCACGUUAGUGCCGUGAGCCUGGCCGCGGCGGAUGCACCCAACAAGGCAUCUAUCGCAGCCCCGGGGGCCGUCCAGGUGCACGAUGAGGAAGCAUAA